Scomber japonicus (chub mackerel) is the source of this 891-nucleotide messenger RNA. RefSeq lists its product as uncharacterized. The transcript is spliced from 2 exons. The coding region runs from base 182 to 823 and encodes 213 amino acids. The record is from RefSeq and is a predicted model, not a curated record. Lineage: Eukaryota; Metazoa; Chordata; Actinopteri; Scombriformes; Scombridae.
GACGUGUCACGUAUCAAAACAAGCGUGCCUCUGUUCAUGGUUCUUACACAAAGUUAGCUUUGCAAUCAGAUGAUCAUAUUAAAUACACGCCGUCGUUCAAGUACAUGAUACAGUUGCAGUUUGCGUUUAUUACACAUUCAGUAGAAGCCAACAAACUUUCUCUGUUGCCAUAUUGUUUUUAAUGGCGUCCUGCGUAACAGAGUGGAUUAAAUCAUGUUCCAAUAUUAUGUUGUGUGCCACAGCACUGUACUCCUCUUAUAAACUCUUUAAGGACCACAGGGCUCCUUCAAUAGGCCUCCUGGUGCUUGGACUCUCUGCAGGACUCUCUGCAGGACUUUGCAUCUCACAUCCCUCCAGCUCGUUCCUCUCCUCCCUCCAGAAAGAAGCAGAGUGGGCUGGCGAGGUUCUGGCUCCAGCGCUGGUGUCCUUCCACUUCCUGUGGCUCAGCGAGGACCACAACACGGCACAUAUCCUCCUGUGUGGCUCCUGCCUGUUGCUGGGACUGUGUGACUGGCUCUCAGCAGAUGCCCUCACACUUUUGACUCGCUGCCUGGGCCUGUCGUCCCUGUCCUGUUGCCUGACUGUGUGUCUGUUUGCUGGUAAUGCUUUGGGAGCCCUGGGUGGUGUGGCACUCAGUCUACCAUUACUUGUUGCUCCAGGUGUAGGAACAAACUCUUUUGCCCCUCUCAUCUCUCCAUCUGCCACUGAGGGGAUGUUGAAGUGGCUUUUGAAAGGGUUCAUGUCCAUAGGCUGUUUGGCUUCAACGCAAGCCCUCGACAAGUUUCUGUUGGACUUGACUGACCGAUGUAACUUAAGCAUUUAGUAAACUAGUAGAGAACUGUAUGAUCUAUUAGGAUCUGUGUUCAUUUGCACUGUGUCAAAUGCUACUAU